Molecule: messenger RNA, 771 nt
Organism: Parascedosporium putredinis
Lineage: Eukaryota; Fungi; Ascomycota; Sordariomycetes; Microascales; Microascaceae
Source: the annotation of a GenBank genome assembly
AUGGACAACCCCGUGGCCGCCAAUAUUCUGGGCACGGCGGGGGCCGUCUGCUGGUCCAUCCAGCUCAUACCGCAAAUUAUCAAGAAUUACCGGCUGCACAGUACCAAGGGCCUCCAUCAUUCCAUGUACAUUUCCUGGGCCUUUGCCGGCAUCCCCUCGGCGCCUACAACCUCGCGCAAAAUCUUAAUAUCGCGCUGCAGCUCCGUUCUCUGUGCCGCCGUGAUUGGCGGGGCCGAAACGGGCUUGUAUUUUGCGCUGAGGUUAGGCCGAAGACGUGGUGUGGAGUGGCCGAUGAUCCUCGUCGCCGUCCUCGCAGCCGUGCUACUGGCCAUUGGCGUGCUGCGGUACUACUGGGAAAUCUACAAGGCAAGAUCUGUCCAGGGCAUUUCGUACAUGUUUGUGCUCGUCGAUGCGGGAGGAGACUUGGUGUCCAUCCUUGCCAUCGUUUUCAGCCCUCGGAUCGACGAGUCCUACACCGUCUCACCUUUUCUCUUCGAAUCAGACUCCGCGUCUCGCCUUCACCCCUUCACCGCAGGUUGCCCGUCAUCGGACUUGGACCACUUUUGUGCCUGCUCUGAAACCCGAAUCCCGAUUCCGCCCACGCAAGAUGGACAAUUCCUCUUUUACAUAAUCAUCUCCACCCCGGACGUGCACGGUGCUCGAUCGGAUUGGCAGGGGUUUCCGGACCUCGAACCCCGGGUUUCCGUGCCUUUGGGCGACGCCGGAGAGCGGAAACGCCUGCUCCAAGCAGAAAUCACUUAUAAAACUUGA